Molecule: messenger RNA, 180 nt
Organism: Funneliformis mosseae
Lineage: Eukaryota; Fungi; Glomeromycota; Glomeromycetes; Glomerales; Glomeraceae
Source: the annotation of a GenBank genome assembly
AUGAAAGGAUUAAAAUUAGUAAAACCUAAGCUAAUAACAGGAAAUUUAGUGACAUAUGAUAACUUUCAAAAUGAUGAAUUAUAUCAUUUUAUAUUGAUCUACAAUAUUAAAGUUAAAAAAAUAAUAACUAAUGGCGAACUGUUCCCUAAAGAGAUAAUGAUGCCAAUAGAACUUGAAUAA